AGAGACCUCGUUAAAGUCUUUGUUUCCUCCUUUCAUACAUUUGAUGUGUGUAGUUCGGAAGAUGAUGUUCUCCUCCUUUUGGGGGCUCUCUGAACCAAAAUCUAUCUCUAAAUUCUCACUUUCCUUUUCCCACUUCUUCCAUUAACUCUACCACGUUCCCCUUUCACUUCAUUUACCAUUUUCCCAUUUCUGGUAUUCCACUUUCUCAUAAACUCUUAUGGAUAAUUUGGGGCUUUAGAUCCAUCCGCAAUUCCAACUUGGUAACUUGUAUCCUUCUCUUUUAGAUUUGUACUAAAUUAAUCUUUCUUUGAUCUGUUGUAUCUUCUAUUUGUUGUUGUUGUAAUUCCUUCUCAGAAAUUUUAUAACUAAAGCUUUAUACUUUGGGGGUAUUAGAUGUGUUUCUGAGAUACCCAUUUAUCUUAUUGCUCAAAUUUCAUCAAUUUCAAUAGAAUUUGGGUGAAUCUAGUUUCUGGGUAUCUAUCUGUGCAUUACAGAGAACUUUAGGAUAGCACUUAGGGUUUGUACAAGGCAUUUUGUUUUAGUUUAAAGGAGUUUACUUUCUGGUUUGCAAUGAGUUAUGGUAGAGAAACAAAUGUAGUUCAAGUAAUCACUGGGAAUGGUGGUGGAGCUGAUAUGUGGUCUGGUGACCAAGCAGUUUGGGCUACUGAGGAUGAGUAUCAAGUUUGGAAUAAUGGUGAUGCAUUGGGGGAUACCAUGUCCAACUCGAAUUAUGAUCAGAGGCAAUCCCAAAGUCGCUCCGGAAGCGAACCUCCCAACAAGAAAUCUAGGAACACCCAAGAUGUGACUUCUUCUAACCGGUCGAAAGCCAUUGGGAAGAUGUUUUUCAAGACCAAGCUUUGUUGCAAGUUUCGAGCUGGAACGUGCCCGUAUGUCACUAAUUGCAACUUUGCGCAUAGCAUUGAAGAGCUUCGGCGGCCACCUCCUAAUUGGCAAGAGAUUGUGGCUGCUCAUGAGGAAGAAAAGGCGGUGUCUUCGGAGCCCAGGGAAGAGUUUCAGAUUCCGAUUGUGACCACAGGUUAUGGUGUGGAGACUCAGAGGUCAUAUAAAGGGAGGCAUUGCAAGAAGUUCUAUACUGAGGAAGGGUGCCCUUAUGGAGAUAAUUGCACUUUUCUUCAUGAUGAGAGUUCGAAGAAUCGGGAGAGUGUGGCAAUAAGUUUAGGCCCCGGAGGCUAUGGUGGUGCUGCAGCUGCUGCUGCUGCUGCGGGUGGAGCAAAUAACAAGCCAUCAAAUUGGAAAACAAGGAUUUGCAAUAAGUGGGAAUUGACAGGAUAUUGCCCAUUUGGAAGCAAAUGCCAUUUUGCUCAUGGUGUUGCAGAAUUACACCGAUAUGGAGGUGGGCUUGUGGACGGAGAAAUUAGAGAUUCUUCAGUCCCUCUUGACAAUAAGCAGGGAGGAGUGCCUUCGAAAACUCCAGCUGAUAAUGUGGUAGUAUCAGUCCCUAUAGUUCCUCAUUCUGAUUUAUAUCAUGGAGUUCCAUCACAGAGAUCAUCGAUAGUAAGUCAGAGGCCAGGGCAGAGAGCCCAUCAGAAAUGGAAGGGGCCAGACAAAAUCAGUAGGAUAUAUGGUGACUGGAUAGAUGAUAUCGAAUAAAAUUUGGGGUGUCCUAGCCUGCAAAUGUUGAAGUUGCACAACGGUCACUUGUACCCUCCGUGGAGUUAGUUAGGAAACUGGACACGUAGUCUCCAUAAGAGAUUACAGGAUCAUGUAGCUGUAACUUUUCUGUUGAAGUAGAUUUUGUAUGCUUGCUUCAAGUUCAGAUUGAUGCAAGGCUUGUUGGAAUCACAGCCCGUAUAUUCCCUCUGUGAAUUUUGUUGUUGCAAAUGUAACUGAAGCUUGUAUCACUUUCCUAGUACCAAUCCUUGUUGCCAUAUAUAUUAUGAGAUGACCAUCAUUAGCUUGUA
This is a messenger RNA of Rosa rugosa (rugosa rose), 1922 nucleotides long. RefSeq names its product zinc finger CCCH domain-containing protein 56-like. The coding region runs from base 571 to 1611 and encodes 346 amino acids. NCBI's taxonomy places the organism in Eukaryota, Viridiplantae, Streptophyta, Magnoliopsida, Rosales, Rosaceae. The record is from RefSeq and is a predicted model, not a curated record. The transcript has 2 exons. Gene Ontology annotation, molecular function: metal ion binding; mRNA binding.